AUGUUUGCGAUCCGAGACUUCAGGGCAAAGGACAGAACUCCAAAUAUUGUUACCUACAAGUCUGACAACAAGGAUAAGACUAUAACCACAAGACUACAAAAGACGCUCGCCAUGAAGUUGUUGACGUUUCUAGCCGUGGUAGUCACGGACAUUCUUCUCUGUCAAGGGGCAGGCGAGGACUACGAGGAGACAGCAUGUCUGGACUGUCAACAGUUGCUGCUAAAACAAAAUAAAAUCAUUAACCAGCUGUCUGUUAAGAUUCAGCGUUUAGAGGCAAGUCCGGUUACGGGAGAGGAAUGGACACUGGCGUUUCGUGGCACAGCUUAUAUAGGCAAAUCUGUUUAUGCCGCCUAUAAGGACGGUACCGGGAUCCCCAGUGAGGUGGAACCCGGAUGUAAACAGGUCACCAAACCACUGCCCUGCAACAACCACUAUAGAAACCUGAACGUUUUCGACAACUGGGAUAAAGUAAAGGAAGUAGCCUUCGUCGUGUACUCCAACUACCAGAAGGUCAAGGAGAUUUUGUUUGACGGCACAAGUACAACCUACAUGACCUGGUUCGACAAGUCUAGAGUCAAGUUCUCUACAUGGAAGCAAAUCAAGACGGAAACCACAAACGUUUUUUCUAUUGCAGGUGACAUCAAUCCUGUCCUCAUGAGGACGUUCUUCGUCAACAACUUCUAUGGCGGAUGUCCAGCCGACAAGGGCUGGUUCGUGGCUGUGGACAGGGCAGACGGCGCAUGCGCCUGGGAGAAGGCGAGCAGGUUCCCAGUCUUCAAGUACUCACGACAGAGUAGCCCUGAGAACUGGAACACUGGUGACGUGGCCAAUGCCGACAUGUUCGCCAUCUUUGUUAAAUUCUACGACACAUCGACACAGGCUAGGCCCAGCUUAGGAGAGGGAUGGACACUGGCGUUUCGUGGUACAGCUUACAUAGGAAAAUCUGUUUACGCCGUCUUUAAGGACGGUACUGGGAUCCCAAGUGAGGUGGAACCCGGGUGUAAACAGGUCACCAAAUCAUUAUCCUGCAACAACCACUACAGAAAUACAGAUGUGUUCGACAAAUGGGACAAAGUAAAGGAAGUUUCCUUCAUCCUGCACUCCAACUACCAGAAAGUCAAGGAGAUUUUGUUUGACGGCACCGAUACAACCUACAUGAACUGGUUCGACAAGUCCAGAGUCAAGUUCUCUACAUGGAAGCAGAUCAAGACGAACCCCACCAACUACUUCUCUAUUGCAGGUGACAUCAGGCCAGAGCUUAUACGAGCCUUCUUCAUCAACCAGAACUACGACGGUUGUCCAGCAGACAAGGGCUGGUUCGUGGCUGUGGACAGGGCAGACGGCCCGUGCUCGUGGGAGAAGGCGAGCAGGUUCCCGGCAAAGGACAGAACUCCAAAUAUUGUUACCUACAAGUCUGACAACAAGCACAAGACUACGACCACAAGACUACAAGAGAAGCUCGUCAUGAAGUUGUUGACGUUUCUAGCCGUGGUAGUCACGGACAUUCUUCUCUGUCAAGCCGCGGGCGAGGACUACGAGGAGACAGCAUGUCUGGACUGUCAACAGUUGCUGCUAAAACAAAAUAAAAUCAUUAACCAGCUGUCAGUUAAGAUUCAACGUUUAGAGGCAAAUCCGGCUACGGGAGAAGAAUGGACACUGGCUUUUCGUGGUACAGCUUACAUAGGAAAAUCUGUUUACGCCGCCUAUAAGGACGGUACUGGAAUCCCAAGUGAGGUGGAACCCGGAUGUAAACAGGUCACCAAACCAUUACCUUGCAACAACCACUACAGAAACCUGAACGUUUUCGACAACUGGGACAAAGUAAAGGAAGUCGCCUUCGUCGUGUACUCAAACUACCAGAAGGUCAAGGAGAUUUUGUUUGACGGCACAAGUACAAACUACAUGACCUGGUUCGACAAAUCCAAGGUCAAGUUUUCUACAUGGAAGCAAAUCAAGACGGAAACCACAAACGCUUUUUCUAUUGCAGGUGACAUUAGGCCUGACCUUAUGAGGACGUUCUUCGUCAACAACUUCUAUGGCGGAUGUCCAGCAGACAAGGGCUGGUUCGUGGCUGUGGACAGGGCAGACGGCGCAUGCGCUUGGGAGAAGGCGAGCAGGUUCCCGGUCUUCAAGUACGCACGACAGAGUAGCCCUGAGAACUGGAACACUGGUGACGUGGCCAAUGCCGACAUGUUCGCCAUCUUUGUUAAAUUUUACGACACUCCUUGAACCCGCAGAUGGUUAGAUCGGGAGCUUGUCAAUGAAAAUGAAAUCUUUUAAAUAAAUCAGAAAAAAAUUA
Messenger RNA from Physella acuta, 2299 nucleotides. RefSeq lists its product as uncharacterized. Lineage: Eukaryota; Metazoa; Mollusca; Gastropoda; Physidae. The record is from RefSeq and is a predicted model, not a curated record.